GCGCGCAACGAUGGUGAAACCACGCGGGUUCUCUGCUGCAACGUUAUUCGUGAUCCUCGGUGUGAAUUUAGUGGAAACCUUGGUGCCUGAGAGCCUGUCUAAGCUUCUGGGAUCAUUAACAUCUAUUAAACAUGUGAGGAUCCCCGAGCUUCUGAAUCAGCUGUGCAACGAAUCGCAAGGCUCCGACGCGAUUCGUCAGGACGCUUGCUACGGCUGCUUCUUCAAGGCCACCAAUCAACCCUUAAGUCUGCCUAUGUUGGUAGCCAUGUCCAGCUGCGCAGACCUUUAUUUGAACAAUACAGAUUACGGACACUGCCAGCAAUAUUUAAAUAACGCUACCAGCACGCUAAACACCAGAGCUAAUCCUACAACGAUUUACUGCACGUUCCUCGAGUGCAUUCGCCAGGUGAACAAGGACAAUUUGCUCAGGGACUGCAUAGGCGAAGCGAUACGAGCAUCCCCUGGCUUCAACUUCACGGACGUCCAGCUGGCCCAGUUGUUCGUGAACACGACCGCGUGCGUGCUCGCGAAAACGCGCUGCGCGCUGAUGAACCCGAUCACAGGUGAACUGCAAGACGGCGACCUGGCCAACAAGCUGCACGCGCCCUCGGUGAACGCGAUGCUGGUCAACACGGAUUACGACAUAAACAUCGUCCAGCUACCGUUUCAUUACGGCAGCAUCGACGUCUGCGCGAAGUAUAGAAACUACGAGCAGGCGAACUGGCCGACAGUCACCUGCUGAUCGCGAAUCUCUCGCGGACCUGUACAU
Messenger RNA from Nomia melanderi (Alkali bee), 769 nucleotides. RefSeq lists its product as uncharacterized. Lineage: Eukaryota; Metazoa; Arthropoda; Insecta; Hymenoptera; Halictidae. The record is from RefSeq and is a predicted model, not a curated record.